Molecule: messenger RNA, 3372 nt
Organism: Mauremys mutica (yellowpond turtle)
Lineage: Eukaryota; Metazoa; Chordata; Testudines; Geoemydidae
Gene: DCBLD2
Product: discoidin, CUB and LCCL domain containing 2
Exons: 15
Coding region: 23-2131 (702 amino acids)
Source: RefSeq, a predicted model, not a curated record
CGCGCUGGAGACGCCGCGGGGCAUGGUGAGCCCGGAGCGCCCGCUCCCCGCGGGGACCCGGCCGGCGGCCGCCGCGCUGCUCCUGCUGCUGCUCCUGCUGCUGCAGCUGCGGGGCGCCGGGGCGCAGAAAGGUGAUGGUUGUGGACACACUGUUCUGGGCCCGGAAAGUGGAACUCUUACUUCAAUAAACUACCCACAGACGUAUCCCAACAGCACGGUGUGUGAGUGGGAGAUUCGUGUAAAAUCCGGACAGAGAGUGCAGCUCAAAUUUGGUGAUUUUGAUAUUGAAGAUUCAGAUGCUUGCCAUUUUAAUUACUUGCGAGUUUACAAUGGAAUUGGACCCACCAGGACAGAGAUAGGUAAAUACUGUGGUCUGGGCUUUCAGAUGGACAGUUCAAUUGAGUCAAAAAGUAAUGAAGUCACAGUACAGUUCAUGAGCGGGACACACCUUUCUGGGCGUGGAUUUCUUGCCUCAUAUUCAACCACUGACAAAUCAGACCUAAUAACCUGUUUAGACAAUGCAAGUCACUUUUCUGAACCAGAAUUCAAUAAGUAUUGUCCAGCUGGAUGUGUGAUUCCUUUUGCUGAUAUUUCUGGCACUAUUCCUCAUGGAUAUAGCGAUUCCUCGUCACUUUGCAUGGCUGGUGUGCAUGCAGGAGUUGUGUCCAAUAUUCUGGGUGGCCAAAUCAAUGUUGUAAUCAGCAAAGGCAUUCCAUAUUAUGAAAGCUCUUUGGCUAACAAUGUCACCUCAAAAGUAGGACUAUUAUCUGCAAGUCUCUUCACGUUUAAGACUAGUGGUUGCUAUGGGACACUGGGAAUGGAAUCUGGAGUAAUCCCUGAUUCUCAGAUUACUGCAUCAUCAAGUCUAGAGUGGCCUGACCAAACAGGCCAGGCACACAUCUGGACUCCUGAAAGAGCCAGAUUGAAAAGGCCUGGACCUCCUUGGGCUGCUUUUACCACUGAUGUGUAUCAGUGGUUACAAAUAGAUCUGAAUAAAGAAAAGAGAAUAACAGGCAUUAUAACUACUGGAUCCACCAUAGCAGAGUACUACUAUUACAUCUCUGCCUACCGAAUUCUAUACAGUGAUGAUGCACAGAAAUGGACAGUAUACAGAGAACCUGGUGUUGAUCAGGAUAAGAUAUUUCAAGGAAACACUGAGUAUUACCAGGAAGUUCGCAAUAACUUCAUUCCACCUAUUAUUGCACGUUUUGUUAGGGUUAACCCGUUAAAAUGGCAUCAGAAAAUUGCAAUGAAAGUGGAACUGCUAGGAUGUCAGUUUAGUAUAGGUCGGGCUCCAAAACUUACCAUGCCGCCGCCGCCGCCACCACCACAAAGUAACAACGACUUCUCCCUGCAGACUGAUAAAACAACCUCCACUCCUGAGAUCAAAAACACCACUGUGACUCCAACUGUAACCAAAGAUGUGGCACUGGCAGCAGUCCUAGUUCCAGUAUUGGUGAUGGUCUUCACUACUCUCAUUCUGAUCUUAGUGUGUGCAUGGCACUGGAGAAACCGAAAGAAAAAAGCUGAAGGAACAUAUGACUUACCUUACUGGGAUCGCGCAGGGUGGUGGAAAGGCAUGAAGCAGUUUCUUCCUGCCAAGUCAGCAGAACAUGAAGAAACCCCUGUUCGCUAUAGCAACAGUGAAGUUAGUCACCUGAGACCAAGAGAAGUCCCGACUAUCUUACAGACUGAGUCUGCAGAGUAUGCUCAACCACUGGUAGGGGGAAUCGUUGGCACACUUCAUCAGAGAUCAACCUUUAAACCAGAAGAGGAAAAAGAAGCAAGCUAUGCUGAUGUGGAUCCUUACAACUCACCUGUACAAGAAGUUUAUCAUGCUUACGCUGAACCAUUGCCUGUCACUGGACCAGAAUAUGCAACCCCAAUAAUCAUGGACAUGUCAGGUCAUUCCACCGCACCUCUUGGUGUCUCUUCUAUUUCUACUUUCAAGGCUACAGGGAACCAGGCCCCUCCCAUAGUGGGAACUUGCAAUAAACUCUUAGCUAGGACAGAUAGCUCAUCAUCUGCACAUGCACUGUAUGAUACACCAAAGGGGAUGCCUGGACCGGGUUCCUCAGUUGAAUUGGUGUACCAGGUACCACAGAGCAUGCCACAUUUCACAGGAAGUUGAGGAGAACUGAGGUAAGUUAUGAAUGAGCUAGGGGUGGCAAAUGUGAAUUCUUAACACAAAAUUCUUUGAAGGUGACUAUAUUAAAAUGUCACUUUUGAAUCACAUUGAAUUUUUUUUGUAUUGUAAGUUGCAGUAACAUGGAGUUGAACAAAAAUGUGAUGUGAUAUCAGAGGUCUAGGAAACUAACAAUCCUGCCAUUUCUUUGAGGGUAUAUAAAUAUGAUUUAUUUGUUGCUGUUCAGAAACCAUGGACACCCAGUUUACUACUGUACAUGAGAGAGAGGAGUUCCCUAAGAUGAACUUCAGCAAUUGAUAGUCACGCUGCAUGGAGAGGAAUGAUACAUUGCUAUAGCCUGAGAGCCAAUAAUUUAGACAUUGCUGAAGGUACUGUUCCUGAAAUACCAAGCUUUAACAUUUCUGAAAUCCACGUAUAAGAGAUGCAGCUGAGGGAUUGUACCCAACAGACUGCUCCUGCUGUAACUGAACUCUAGGACAAACUCCCACUGACUUCAUCGGAAGCAGGAUCAAGCUUGAAUGAGUACCAGUGUUCCACCUUUUCUUUGUGGGAUCGGCAAUCCAGAGUUGCUGGAAAUCUGUAAGGCGAGCUACUUUGGAGGAAACUAUUUUUCUACUGUUCUUAGCUUCCUUUAAAAAAACUAAACCCUAACAUCUGUUAGCUUUGUAAUGUAAGUUACCUUUGCAACAUCUUCUCAAGUCUCGUGGACUUUAAGGUCAGAAGGGACCAUCAAGAUCACCUAGUCUGACCUCCUGCACAUUGCAGGCCACAGAACCUCACCCCUCUCUUUUCUAGGGAUAAUUUCUCUGUACUAAUUCAUUGUGUGGUCAGACUCUUUUCUAAACAGAGACUACAGUGUGAUCAGUGUCCUUAACAAUUGUUACUUGGGAAUUUAUCCCUAGUAAGUGAGACUACUGAAUUAUCCUAAUUUGAAUCCUCUGAGGUUCCCAAUUACCUCUGCAAUGAGGCUGAAAACUUGGUCAUUCUUUGAGGAAAUUGCAGGUCUAAAAGAGUGACUCAUUUUUUUUUUUAAAAGAACUUGUACUGGUUUAAAUCAGUAGGCAAGUACUGCUGAGAGCUUUUAAGAUUAAGGGAUAGGUUUUCAAGCUUGUGCACAAAAAUGGCCAGCGUAAUCACAUGAAUAAAAUGAUGACUGCAUGAAAGUUGGAGUUUGUGCAUAGACAUAAGUUUAUUUACACAAACACUACACUUCAGGGUAGUUGCGG